Sabethes cyaneus is the source of this 1547-nucleotide messenger RNA. RefSeq lists its product as uncharacterized. The coding region runs from base 216 to 1391 and encodes 391 amino acids. The transcript has 2 exons. The record is from RefSeq and is a predicted model, not a curated record. Gene Ontology annotation, molecular function: transcription cis-regulatory region binding; DNA-binding transcription factor activity, RNA polymerase II-specific. Gene Ontology annotation, cellular component: nucleus. NCBI's taxonomy places the organism in Eukaryota, Metazoa, Arthropoda, Insecta, Diptera, Culicidae. Gene Ontology annotation, biological process: regulation of transcription by RNA polymerase II.
GCCAAAAUAUUUCCCAUAUCUUCGUACAUAAAAUUCAGCAUUACAACCAUUACAACAUCAACGCGAAUUAAUGAUUGGUUGAUUCAAUUUUAGAACAGACUUUCGCAUACAUACCUCGCCAGAUUGUUUAUAAAAUAGUUAUUGCAAUGAACAUAUUAUUUGUAAACUAAAUCAAAAAUCUAGUUAAAAACUAUCUCGAAAUACCGCCCAGAAAAAUGGAACCAGAAUUAGUGUUGAAGUUAACAGUAACACCCGAAGAAAUUGUAGCUAAUCGGAUUUUUACCUGCCAUAUUAGCGAUUGUGGAGGACAAUUUACAAAUGCCUCCAAUUUUCAAAUGCAUCUCACGCGUCAUCAUAGGCUUUCCGCGGCUACGUGCAACAAAAGUAACGGCCCAAAAAAACAGUUUUAUUGUCCAGUACAAUCAUGUGUCUACAAUGUGCUAGCUAGUGGAAUCAAUUACUUUGUAUCGUUUCGUAGUCUUAAGCAACACUAUUUGAAAAUGCAUUCUGAAAAGAAUUUUGAUUGUAAACGAUGUCAAAAGUCUUAUGCUACAGAGUCACUUUUGCGAGCACAUCAAACAAAUUGUGGGAAUAAUUUUGUAUGUAAAGUCUGCAGCUAUUCUUAUGGCAGCAGAGAAGCUUUGUUAACGCAUACCAGAAGAAAAAAUCACGGCUACAAGGAAUUGCUGGCAGAGAAGAGCGGCAAACGCAAAAAUAACGCUAAGCCAAAAUCUAGUAAAGCAUUUAAGCACUCGGUAACACACCUAAGCGAGACAAUAGACAGUGAGCAGUCAUCCACUAGAAAAUCACGAACAACUCAAACUGAAUUGCAAUGCGAAAUGAAUGAAUGCUCUACUCAAACAACAAAGCUGGAGCUUAAUUCUUCAACCAGCGCUAACACAAUGGAUAAUUUUUGCCAAACAAAUCUCGAACAAUUCAAUUAUUUCGAAGAAGCCAAACUAAGUUAUUUUGAGGUCGACACAUCUAAUAGUCAGCAGAAUGAAUCGGAACCGGUUAUUUGCGUUUGCAGUGAAACGCAAACUGAUCUUAUUUACGACACUAUGUUUCCGAACGAAGACCGCACGGAUCCAAUGUUGUACUCACAUAUGUAUACUCAAACAUGCGAUGACAUAUUUUCGGAGCUUGGACUAGCGACAAUUGAGACGCAGACCAAUUGGGAUGGGCUGAGAGAGUUUUUAGUUUCAACGGAAACGCAAACUUUAAACCUAAUCUGCAACGAACCAGAACCCAGAAUGGACAGCGGGAAUCAAAUCACAAAUGAAAACGGAGAAGAAAAGAUCUCAUCCAUCCAAACGCAAACGUCAGCCAGUAUGGAGUUUUUGAAUGCCAUCAGCUCCGAGAGUAAUUCGAUUCAUACACAAACUUCCUGAUAUUGCACCGACGAGGAUGACUAUCUACUGGAUUUUUAGAGGGUGCUCACCAAAAUGAAUGAUAUAAAUAUUAAGGACUUUUAUUGCUUGGAAACCUAUUACUAUUAACAGUCAUUUGGUUUCCUCAGAAUAAUGUUAAGUAAGUUAUUGAUAUUG